Messenger RNA from Trypanosoma rangeli, 397 nucleotides. RefSeq names its product putative glutamate dehydrogenase. The annotation marks the transcript as partial. Gene Ontology annotation, molecular function: L-glutamate dehydrogenase (NADP+) activity. Gene Ontology annotation, cellular component: cytosol. The transcript has a single exon. The record is from RefSeq and is a predicted model, not a curated record. NCBI's taxonomy places the organism in Eukaryota, Euglenozoa, Kinetoplastea, Trypanosomatida, Trypanosomatidae.
UAUUGCGCUGCCGUGCGCGACGCAGAACGAGCUGGAGCUUGAGGAUGCAAGGAACCUGAUCAGGAACGGCGUCAGCGCCGUUGCGGAGGGCGCGAACAUGCCGACGACGAUGGAGGCGACCACGGAGUUCAUCAAUGCCGGCGUCCUGUUCGCCCCCGGGAAGGCUUCCAACGCCGGUGGGGUUGCCGUCUCUGGCCUAGAGAUGACGCAGGACGCCAUGCGCCUGGGAUGGACCGCGGAGGAGGUGGACAAAAAACUCCACGAUAUCAUGAACUCCAUCCAUGACGCGUGCGUGAAGUACGGCACUGAGGGCAACACGACGAAUUACGUGAAUGUGACCAACAUCGCUGGCUUCGUCAAGGUCUCGGAGGCGGUGAAGGGCGUUGACGUUGUUUGA